Molecule: messenger RNA, 1449 nt
Organism: Telopea speciosissima
Lineage: Eukaryota; Viridiplantae; Streptophyta; Magnoliopsida; Proteales; Proteaceae
Product: protein ENHANCED PSEUDOMONAS SUSCEPTIBILITY 1-like
Exons: 1
Coding region: 1-1449 (482 amino acids)
Source: RefSeq, a predicted model, not a curated record
AUGGAUGGAGUGAAUAUGGAGCCUGCACAAAAGGCGAGUACUCAUCCAGCAGUUCACCACAUCUCAAGGUGCUCCAUCAAACCAGAGUGCGUUUCAGACGAAUCAAAUCAGCCUUUCCACUUGAACCCAUGGGAUCUCUCCUUGUUAAACAUACCCUACAUCCAGAAGGGUCUUCUCUUUUCAAAACCUCCCCCGAGCAUCAUCGACCACCUUAAGGAUUCCCUUUCCCUCACCCUCACCCACUUCCUUCCCCUGGCAGGCCACCUCGUCACUCAUAAACAAGACAACCCAUCACCUUCUUACUCAAUUUCUGUGGAAUAUUCUAACAACAACAACAACCCAGGAGUGGAAUUUGUCCACGCUGUUGCUGCUGACGUGUCCGUGGCAGAUGUCCUCUCUCCCAGUGACGUUCACGUUCCCCCCAUCGUUCAAUCAUUGUUUCUGUUAGACGAAGCUAUUAGCCACGAUGGCCACACCUUGCCUUUGCUUGCUGUCCAGGUAACAGAGUUAGUGGAUGGAAUCUUCAUCGCAUGCUCCUUCAACCACGUCGUCGGUGAUGGCACUUCUUACUGGAAUUUCUUCAAUGCAUGGGCCGAGAUAUGCAGGAAGAUGAUGGUUGAUGGAAAGCAUGUUGAUAACAUCUCGUGCCCACCUGUCCUCACACGCUGGUUUCUCGAUGAUGAGAAUGGCCAUGUGGGCCCCAUAAUCAACUUACCUUUCUCCCACCAUGAUGAGUUCAUUCACAGGUACGUUUCAACCGCGGUGUUGCUCAGAGAGAGGGUCUUUCAUUUCUCCCCACAAUCCAUUGCGAAGCUCAAAGCUAAGGCCAACGCCGAAUGCAACACCAACACCAACACCAGCACCAUAUCCUCCUUCCAGGCCUUGUCUGCACUUGUCUGGAGAUGUGUGACACGGGCACGCCGUCAUCUACCCAGUCACCAGAAAACAAGUUGCAGUUUAGCCAUCAAUAAUAGAUCAAGACUGAACCCACCAUUAUCACCAGACUACUUUGGGAACUGCGUUCAGGCUGUGAGCGCAACCGUGACUGUUGAAGAACUUCUGAGCCAUGGAAUUGGGUGGGCAGCUUGGCUAUUGCACGAGGCUGUGAAUGAGCAUAAUGACAGUAAAGUGCGGAGGUGGGUGGAAGGGUGGAUGGUGAGUCCUUCCAUUUACAAGAUUAGCGAUUUCAUCAACCCCUGCAGCGUCAUGUUGUCGAGCUCACCCAGAUUCAAUAUGUAUGGGUGCGACUUUGGGUGGGGAAAGGCAGAGGCUGUUCGAAGCGGGUCUGCAAACAAGAUGGAUGGGAGUGUGACUUCAUACCCAGGGCGCCACGGAGUAGGAAGUGUGGACUUGGAGGUGAGCCUUCUGCCAGAAUCUAUGACUGCCCUCGACUCUGAUCCAGAGUUUAUGGAUGCGGUUUCGCUUUCCCUUUCCCACCACCACCAAUAG